AUGGCCUCCAGAUGGGCAAAUGACGACCCCGAGACUGAGGCAAUCAUCGCUCAACAAAAAAGAGAAAAGGAAGAAAAGCGACGCGCCAAGGCAGAGAAACAGCGGAAGCUCGACGAAGCCAGCAAAGCUCAACGAGCUCGGCAAGACGCUCACAAUGCACAGGGCCCCAAUGGCGACUCUGGGCCUCCGCAGAAACGACGGAGACUUUCGAAUGACCAAGAUGCAGCUUCGAGCGAUGCGCAGGUAGGCAGGGUCGACAAGGAACAGAAACAGUCGACGCUGUUACGGUUCCCGGUUGGGGAAUGGGGGCCCUGCAGACAUGUGGAUAACUUCGAGAGAUUGAACCAUAUCGAAGAGGGCUCUUAUGGAUGGGUGUCGCGCGCGAAGGAUAUCUCCACGGGGGAAAUCGUUGCGCUAAAGAAACUGAAGCUGGAUAACGCGCCGGACGGGUUCCCAGUCACAGGACUGCGGGAGAUUCAAACGCUGAUGGAGGCGCGACAUGCGAAUGUCGUCUAUCUACGCGAGGUAGUGAUGGGAAACAAGCUGGACGAUGUCUUCCUUGUAAUGGACUUCCUCGAACACGACCUUAAAGCCCUCCUCGACGAAAUGCGCGAACCAUUUCUCCCAUCGGAAAUCAAAACUGUUCUCUUGCAAGUCGUAGGAGGCCUCGACUUCUUACAUGCACAAUGGAUCAUGCACCGUGACCUCAAAACCUCCAACCUAUUAAUGAACAACCGUGGCGAGAUCAAAAUCGCUGACUUUGGCAUGGCCCGCUAUUACGGCGACCCGCCACCAAAGCUAACCCAGCUGGUCGUGACACUCUGGUACCGUGCACCAGAGCUGCUUCUCGGCGCAGACAAAUACGGCACGGAGAUCGACAUGUGGAGCAUUGGCUGUAUCUUUGGCGAGCUACUCACCAAGGAACCCCUCUUGCAGGGCAAGAAUGAAGUCGAUCAGGUAUCCAAGAUCUUUGCGCUGACGGGCCCGCCAAACUCGCAGACAUGGCCUGGUUUCCGCUCACUGCCCAAUGCCAAAUCGUUACGGCUGCCAUCGACGUCGGCUGCUGCUUCUUCUGGUAGUCUGCCUUUGUUGCCUCGGUCUCGAUUCCCUUAUUUGACGAAUUCUGGGUUGGGUCUUUUGUCCGGGCUUUUGGCGUUGAAUCCUUCGUCACGUCCUACGGCGCAGCAGUGUCUUGCGCAUCCGUAUUUCCGGGAAGAUCCACGACCGAAGCCCAAGGAAAUGUUCCCUACUUUCCCUUCCAAGGCUGGAAUGGAGAGGAAGAGGCGUCAUCAUACGCCUGAGGCUCCGAAGAGGGGCCAGGAAGCACCCGAGCUGGACUUUGCGGGUGUGUUUGGCGGUGCACCUGGUGGAGAUACAGGUGAAGCAGGUGCAGGAUUCACUCUCCGGUUGGGAUAG
Penicillium nucicola is the source of this 1416-nucleotide messenger RNA. RefSeq lists its product as uncharacterized. Gene Ontology annotation, biological process: protein phosphorylation; regulation of mitotic cell cycle. The record is from RefSeq and is a predicted model, not a curated record. Gene Ontology annotation, molecular function: cyclin-dependent protein serine/threonine kinase activity; ATP binding. Bases 1 to 1416 code for a protein of 471 amino acids. NCBI's taxonomy places the organism in Eukaryota, Fungi, Ascomycota, Eurotiomycetes, Eurotiales, Aspergillaceae. The transcript has 2 exons. Gene Ontology annotation, cellular component: nucleus.